Molecule: messenger RNA, 456 nt
Organism: Trichophyton rubrum CBS 118892
Lineage: Eukaryota; Fungi; Ascomycota; Eurotiomycetes; Onygenales; Arthrodermataceae
Exons: 1
Coding region: 1-456 (151 amino acids)
Source: RefSeq, a predicted model, not a curated record
AUGAACUAUACUGCUCGAGCAGAGGAGGCAGAAAAGCUCUUCAAAGACUUCAAUAAGAAAGGAAACGACGGAAGUGGGAACGGGAAUCCUCCUCUCCCAACCCCUGAACCAAAAGCAAAAGCUCCUUUGCCUCAGAAUAGCACGGACCCUGCAUAUGUGCAAAUUAAGCCGACUAUCGUUUAUCUGAGAGUGUUAUAUUCCAUCCUAUUUAAAGGGAAUGGUGGUGGUAUCAACUGGGAUGAGGUUUCCACAACUACUGGCUCUGGAUCCAAGUCACUCUUAUACACUCUGCAGAUGCUCAAGAAUGCUCGCGAUCAAUUCAUCGAAGUGACGACUGACAAGGACCCAAGCGUCAAAUUCAAGCAAGUCCUUCAAACUUCUAUUCAGGUGAGAGUUAAACGGAGAUCAAGCUUGUCACACCAUCGUUCACUGGCUAACAACAGGCGGCCAUAUUAG